Messenger RNA from Dictyostelium discoideum AX4, 4557 nucleotides. RefSeq names its product SNF2-related domain-containing protein. The record is from RefSeq and is a predicted model, not a curated record. Lineage: Eukaryota; Evosea; Eumycetozoa; Dictyosteliales; Dictyosteliaceae. The transcript has a single exon. Gene Ontology annotation, molecular function: ATP binding. The coding region runs from base 1 to 4557 and encodes 1518 amino acids.
AUGGAUUAUACUGAUAAUAAUAAUAGUAAUAGUAAUAAUAAUAGUAAUAAUAGUAAUAAUAAUAAUAAUAAUAAUAAUAAUAAUAAUAAUAAUAAUAAUAAUAAUAAUAAUAAUAAUAAUAAUAAUAAUAGUAAUUCAGUAACAGAAGUUUUAUUAAAAUAUCAUGAAUCGUUGAUGACCUAUCCUGAAUCAUAUAUAUUUCUAUAUGAUACUAUUAGAGUACCAAUAUAUUUUUUAAAUCAACCAAAUUGUCCAUUUAAAUUUUCAAACACCAGAGAUUACCUUUGUUUAUUCAAUCAAGAGAAUGACUCUAUCAAUGAAGAUAUAGGUGUUACACCACCAACUUUAAUAACAACAAUAUUGGAAGAAACUGAAACUAUUAAAGUUAAAAUUGAGAAUGAUUUAUUUACAUUAUUAAAUGAAAUUAAAAAUCAAAUAAACAACAAUAAUAAUAAUAAUAAUAAUAAAAAUGAUGAAGAUGAUAAUGAUAAUGAUGAUAAUAAUAAUAAAAUGACAUUAUUAGAAUAUAUAAAUAGAGUUAGAAUGAUAUUUCAAAUUUGGAAUAUUAGAAAGAUAUUGGAUGAUGGUAUAACAGUUGAUGAACAGUCUAUUAUUGUUUCAGAUAAAUCUAUAGUACAAAGAAUUAGUAGUUUAAUGAUUGAUAAAGUUAAUAAUGAUGUUGAUACUUUAAAAAAAGCAUUAUCAAGUCAUAAAAAAAGAAAACAAAAUUAUUCUAAUCAAAUUUUUAAAACAAAAUCAUCAUUACCAUUACCAAGACAACAACAACAAUUAUUAUUAUUACCACCAUCACAUGACAAUCAUGAAGAGGAGAUCGAGGAGGUCGAGCAGGAAGAAUAUGAUAUUCAACAACAACAACAACAACAACAACAACAACAACAACAACAACAACAACAACAACAACAACAACAACAACAACAACAACAACAACAACAACAACCACAACCACAACAAAAAAGAACAAAAAAAAUGAAAACAACAAAUACUGAAACACCACCACAAACACAGCAACAACCACAACCACAACAACCACCGCCACCACAAACACAGCAACAGCAACAACAACCACAACCACAAUCACAAACACAAAUACAAAUACAAUUACAACAACCAGAAUCAUCAGAAUCAUCAGAAUCAUCAGCAGCAUCAAAACAAUUAUCAAUAGUAAAAGUAAAGAAAACUAGAGAAGAGAAACCAAGUAAAAAAACUAAAAAAGUAUUAAAUAAAGAGAAAAGAUUAAAAUUUGAAAAACAAAAAUUUGAAGGUGUACCAGAUAAUGAAAAGGGUAAAUAUAGUUUUGAAUAUAUUUUAGAUCAAAUACCAUCACCAGGUGAAGGUACAACUGAUGAUGAAAUUAGAUUAAUUCAAGAUCCUUACUUUUUACAUGAGUCAAAGAAAUUAUUUAAAUUUCAAAAAUUAUCAGUUAGAAAAAUGUUAGAACGUGAAACUUGUCCAAAACAAUUUCCAAAUCCACUUUGGACAGUUAUCAAUAAUAAUAAUGAUAAUGAUGAUAAUAAUAUUGAAAAAGAAAUUGAAAUUGAAAAUGUAAUUGAUAAGAAAAGAAUGAAAAUUAAAAGUAUGGAAGAAUUUCCAAAAUGUGACGAUGUUAGAGGUGGAAUUUUAUGUCAAGGUAUGGGUACAGGUAAAACUAUAAUUUGUAUAGCAUUGAUAUUGAGUACAUUAGGAUCACAAUCUAAAUCACCAGUUAGUAAUCCAAUUUAUCCACCAUUGAAUCCAAUAGUUACAACAGAUGAUGAUGAUGAUGAUGAUGAUGAUGAUGAUAUGACAAUAACAAAGACAACAAAAAUACCAUCACUAUACUCAAUUUUAAAGAGAAAAUUAAAAAUUAGUGGAUACCCAUUUGGAUCAGAUUAUAGAAUACCACAAUCUAUUAGAGAUGAUAUUGAUCAAUUGGCAAAUACAAGAUUUCAAUUGAUUAGACAAUCAUCAGCAGAGAGAAGAAUUACAACAAAGUCAAGUUCAAUCAUUAAAUUUAGAAAUUUAAUUUGUUCAUCUGGUACAUUAUUAAUUGUACCAAAUCAAAUCAUAAAGCAAUGGCAAUUUGAAAUUAUGUUACAUAGUAAAAUCAAAUAUUUAGUUAUUGAAAAUACUGAUAAAUUAAUACCACCACCAUCAGAAUUAAUCAAAUAUGAUGUUGUAUUAAUUACAAAUUGGAGAUUAAGUAAUUUAAAACAAUUUAAUCCAACAACUUUAUUCAAUGAUAAUGAUGAUGAAUAUUCUUCAAUUGAUAAUGACCAAUAUGUUGGUGCUGGUGCUGGUGCAAGUAAUAGUGGUAGUGGUAGUGGUAAUAAUAGUGGUGAAGAUAGUGAAUUUAUUGAUAUUUCAAUUAAAUCAAUAUUUCAAAUUAAUUGGUUAAGAAUUAUAAUUGAUGAAGGUCAUGUAAUUGGUAAUGGUAAUACUAAUUUAUCAGAUAAUAGUUCAUGGUUAAUGUCAGAGAGGAAAUGGGUUUGUAGUGGUACACCAAUUUCAAGUUCAGUAUUACAAACUGAAUUAAUUAAUUUUAAAUCAAUUUGUAGUUUUCUUUCAAUUCAACCAUUUAAUCAAUCUGUUGGUUAUUUUAAUGCAUUGAUUUCAAAUCCAGUUAAUAAUUUCAAAAUUCAAGGUAUUGAAAGAAUUUGUGAGAUUAUGAAUCGAAUAGCAGUGAAAACUCCUCAUAAUGAAAUUCAAGAACAAAUUGAUUUACCUCCAUUGUCUGUUAAAGUGGUUCAAUUGGAGAUGAAUGAUAAUGAGAAAUUGAAAUACAAUGAAUUGGUAACACUAAUUCAAGUGAAUCUUUUAGCAUCACAAUACACUGGCAAGGAUUCAUUCACUCAUGCCGAUAAUCAGCCAUUGGCAUUACAAGCAUUUACAAAUUUAAGAAAAGCUUGUUUCAAUUGUCAACCUUUAAAAGAAAAAGAAAGAAAAGAUGUUCGUGAAAAUAUUGAAACUGCUUUAUUAAAAUCUGAUCAAAUUAUACCAAGAUCUGAUAAAUUAAAAUUAUUACAAAUUUAUAAAUAUUAUGAAUUGGUUAGUUUAAAAUUAUCAAUUUCACAACAAACUAAUAAUAAUAAUAAUAAUCAAAAUAAUAAUAAUCAAAAUAAUUUUAAAUUUGAAACUUUUGAUUUUUCAAAUUUUUAUUUUUAUAAACCUGAUCCAAUCAUAACUAAUAAUAAUAAUAAUAAUAAUAAUAAUAAUAAUAAUAAUAAUAAUAAUAAUAAUAAUAAUAAUAAUAAUAAUAAUGAUGAUGAUGAUGAUUCAAAUACAACUUUAACCACUGAAAUUACACCUUUUAUACAACAAAAUUCAACAACAUUAUCUAUUUCAAAUUCAGAUACAACUUUACCAAAAUUAAGAACUUUAGUAUCUUCAACAACAACAACCACUUCUACUAGUUGCAGUAAUACACAAUCAUCAUCAUCAUCAUCAUUAUCAUCAUCACCAACAACAUCACCAAUUUUAAAAUCAAAACCAAGAGUACAAUUUAAACUAACAGAGGAAGAAGAAGAAAAAGAAAGAAAAAGAUUAGAAGAAGAACAAGUUGAAAAAGAAGAAAGGUUAGCUAAAGAAAGAGAAAGAAAAGAACAACAAGAACAACAAUUACAAGAUGGACAACAAGAUCAAGAUCAAAUGAAUACUGAAGAUAUUAAUCAAAAUAAUCAAAAUAAUCAAAAUAAUCAAAAUAAUUUACAAGUUGAAAUUUAUAAAGAACCAAAAUUAAUUGAUUGUGCAAAAUUAGAAUAUUUAAUAAUGAGAUUAAAAGAAAUUGUUGAAAUCGGUGAAAAGUGUAUAGUUUUUAGUGCAUUCAAUGAUACUUUAAAGGACAUAGUUUGGACAGUUAGUAGGAUACCAGAGUUAUCAAGAGUUUAUAAAAUUUAUAUGACAGAGUUAACUUUGAAACAGAGAGCUAAUAUCGUAUCGGAUUUUCAAACUAAAGAUUCAGAAUUUAAUAUUAUCAUUAUGAAUUCAGAUUUGGCUGCAUAUGGUUUAAAUAUUACCGCUGCAAAUCAUAUCAUCUUUGUUGAUCCAAUUUGGUUCGCUUCAAAGGAACAACAAUCAAUUAAACGUUCUCAUCGUAUUGGUCAAACUAAACCUGUAUUCGUUGAAAAGUUAAUCAUUGAAAACUCUUGUGAACAACAAUUAAUUAAUAUUAAUAAUGAAUUAUCAAUAUUGAAAAAUAAUAAUAACAAUAAUACAAAGCAACAAGAAAAUGAUUCAGCUCAAAAAUUAUUAUUACCCUCAACAACAACAACUACAACUACAACAACAACAACUACAAAUUCUGAAAAUACUGGAACUUCAAUUCAUCCAUCAAAAUUACAAUUAUUAGAUUUAAAUAAUAAUAAUAAUAAUAAUAAUAAUCGUGUAAAGGAUGAAUUUUUAUUUGCAAAAGAAAGAAAAGAAGAAAAUGAAAGAAAGAUAACAUCACUUUUAACAAAUUUAAAUGUAAUUCCAUCAAAUGAUUUCUCAACUGUGACUGAAGAUGAAUUCGAUCAAUUUAUGGAGAUGUUAGAAAGAAAAUAUCAAAAUGAUAAUAAUUAA